UUCCAUCAGUAAUUCGAAUAUUUACUCAUAAGAAAUAUCACCUUCUGGCAGAGUAAAUAUCAGUGAUUAAGGAAAAAUAAAAGAAAUAAAUAAAACACUACUAUUAUUUUCAUUAAUUUUGUGCCCAUAUUGCACCAGCAGCCGUCAUAAAAUUUACUGAAAAACGAAAAAAACCCAUAAAAAUUGCAAAUUUAUUUAAAAUAUAAAAAUUAUAGAUUGUAUAUUUUAAUUAUUUUACUCAAAAUGGUUUUUAACGAUAAAUUUAAUUUAAUAAUUGUUUUAUUUAUGGGAAUUAUUUUGACUUUAAAUAAUUAUUCUGAUGGAGCACAUCUUAUGAAUUUAAGCGAAAAUCAAAGAGCUUGUGGCCGACAAUUAGCUGAUUUAUUGCAUGUUGUUUGUCAAGGUCGUAUGAAUAAAAUUCGAACAAAAAGAGCUGAAUUUAUUAUAAUGGAUGAUUAUAAUUCAAAUGACAAUGAUAAUAUGAUGAUUGAUGAUGAAUACGAUAUUCAAAAUCAUUUGGGUGAAAAUACAUUUUUAACAAAAUUAUCAGGAGGCGGUAAUACUGGUGUUUUAUAUCCAAGAGUUCGCCGUUCAUGGUUAGGAAUUUCUGAUGAAUGUUGUAAAAAAUCAUGUUCAUACUUAACACUUAAAAGUUAUUGUUCAUAGAUUAAUAUGAUCGGAAAGCAAACCAAAAAAUAAAAAGAUACCUUAAAAGUUUUGUCAAAUAAUUGUUGUUACAUUCCUAAAAAUUAAAAAAAAAUAAACUACAACAAAAUCUAUUCAAAAUCAUAACUUAAUCAUAAAUUAUUAUCGUUCAUUCUAAUAUUUUGUUCCAAUAUAUUAGAAUUGAAGGUGCGCGUGUUUAUUAAAAAUGAAUAAAAAAAUAUAUUAAAAAAUUUCUGUAUUAAAUUGAAACAAAAAAAGAAAACAAUAAUGAAAUAUAAAUAGAUUUUGUUUUUAUUUAAAUAAAAAUAUUUGUAAUGUUUUAUUAAAAAUUUAAUAAUUUAUUAAAUAUUCAAGAUUAUUAAAAUAAAAAUUCUCUGGAAAAGAAUAAAAAUUUAAAACAAAAUUUACAACUAUGCGAAAUGCUUACACUAAAUACCU
Molecule: messenger RNA, 1104 nt
Organism: Condylostylus longicornis
Lineage: Eukaryota; Metazoa; Arthropoda; Insecta; Diptera; Dolichopodidae
Product: probable insulin-like peptide 5
Exons: 2
Coding region: 244-666 (140 amino acids)
Cellular component (GO): extracellular region
Molecular function (GO): hormone activity
Source: RefSeq, a predicted model, not a curated record